Molecule: messenger RNA, 1365 nt
Organism: Aspergillus oryzae RIB40
Lineage: Eukaryota; Fungi; Ascomycota; Eurotiomycetes; Eurotiales; Aspergillaceae
Product: isocyanide synthase family protein
Exons: 3
Coding region: 1-1365 (454 amino acids)
Molecular function (GO): oxidoreductase activity
Source: RefSeq, a predicted model, not a curated record
AUGCCCCUUGACGCUGCUACAUAUGAGAGCCUCGCCGGAACCUUUCGACAGAGAUUGGUGGAGAACUAUACACCACUGGACUACGACUGUGCUGCCAGUAUCAAAGAAGAUAAAGACGUGUGUGCGACAUACCGAGGCUACAUCAAGUUCCUCACCAAGGACUUGGAGCACAUGUACGUCGAUGACGGAAGCGUUUCGAAACGUUCCCAUAAGCAGAAGCUGGAAUCGAUCGCUAAGGAGAUGAUCGUCCGUGGCAAGGCCUUCGCAGAAGCAAUCCGAAAGAACUACGCUGAUCAUAUCCGUCUAUCCAUUCACCCAUCCGCCGGAUCCACCAAAAUCUCUAUCAAAGUGUUGCCUCUGGCUCUCCACGCCGUGACCCCCUGGCACUCAUCUCCCUGCUUCACCGUGGACGGAAGAAUCGAGUACGGGAUGCGCGAGGUAUUUGAUAACCGUGAGGACGUGGAGUUAGUACACAAAGAUGGAAGACCAUGGUACUACCGCGAGAAAUCGGACCUGUACAGAUGGUCUGAGUCUGUGGAGAUCGAGCCCCAAUACCCUUGUGGCCUGAUCAUCCGACCAACUGAGAGUAACACAUCAGUUACGGAUCUGGACAUGCUCAAGCUCCGUGGACUAGUCCAGGAGAACUCUCCCGUGGUUCUCCGUGGCUUCAACGAUACCCGUGACAAGGAGCUGUUUGUCAAGAAGGCCGAGGAAAUGGGAACUCCUAUGCCCUGGAAGUUCGGUUUGAUACUUGAGGUCAAAGACCACGGUACUGAAUCCCAGGGCCUUAAUAAUGUGCUAUCCGCCGAGUGGAUGCCAUUCCACUAUGAUGGCCUCUUCAAAGUCAAGAAGGAGAUAAAUGCUGAUGGAAAAGAAGUCACUGUUUCUUGCCCGCCUAAAUUCCAAUUCUUCACCGGCAUGACUCCCUCCCCCAAGGACACAGGCUUCACGCUCUUCAGCGCCUCCCACCUCAUCUGGCACUACCUCCCCCAGAACUACACACUGGAACAACUCUCAAAGCUAUCCUGGACAGUGAGAACCACAUCCUUCGAUGAAGCCAAGAUCACCGACCUACCACUCGUUGUCCCACACUUUGCUCACAACAGACCCUGUCUUCGGUACCACGAGCCUUGGCCUCAAGAGAAAACGGCCUUCGACCCGACAUACAUCACGAUCCAGGACGUUCCCAACUCCCCGGAGAUAUGCCAGAUGCUAGAUUCGUUGCUUCAUGAUCGUCGUGUGGCUUAUUGGCAUUCGUGGGAGGAGGGCGACUGGGUUAUUAGUGAUAAUGUGACGAUGAUGCAUACGCGGAGCUCGUUUACGGCCAAGUCGGAUCGGUGUUUGAGGAGGAUUCAUGUUGAUUGA